UGGGGGCCGGAAUAAACCGGGCCGGCACGAGACCGCCGGUGGCAGUAAAGGGCAGGGCAGCGGCCAGGACUCACCCCCCUCCCCACACACACACCCACACCCGCGGAGACGCCCCGGCACAUCGUUUGCCAAGAUCGACGGCUCGGCUGGCCUCCCUGCUUGGGAUUCGGGAGCCGCACUUGGAGAGCGCCUCGGCUCUCGGUUUCUAGGGAAUAACCUUGAGGAAGAAAACUCGCGCGCUUUUUUUUUUUCUUUUUGGCCCCGACCAAUCCACAGCUGUUGCCAAAAUGCUCCUGUUGUUGUUGGGAAUCAUUGUCCUCCAUGUUUCAGUUCUCGUCCUUCUCUUCGUUUCUACAAUUGUCAGCCAAUGGCUUGUUGGGAAUGGACACCUGGCAGACCUUUGGCAGAACUGCACCGUCGGAGCAUCCCCAAGUUUGUUUCACUGCUCAACAUCAUCUACAAAUGAAUGGCUGCAGUCUGUCCAGGCUCUGAUGGUUCUUUCCAUCGUCUUCAGUGUGAUGUCUCUGUUCCUGUUCUUCUGCCAGCUCUUCACUCUCACCAAGGGUGGACGUUUUUACCUUACUGGCUUCUUUCAGGUCCUUGCUGGCCUUUGUGUGAUGAGUGGCGCCGCUAUCUUCACAGUGAGACAUACAGACUGGCAUCUCCCCUCUGACAAUGUCUCCUUUGGCUUCACAUACAUCCUGGCCUGGGUGGCUUUCCCACUAGCCAUCAUUAGUGGGGUGAUCUACAUCAUCUUGAGGAAGCGCGAAUGAAGUAUCAAGUUGAGGCCACUGAAACCAGAGCACUUGGGACAAGGAGAGGGGGCAUCAAUAAGAUUAAAAAUGGAAGGGGGAAAAAAAAGGAAGUUAACAAAAAAACAACAACACACAAUCACACACACACACCCAAAACCCAACAAGAAAGGAAGGAACAAAACCAAACUGAGAGAAGGGUUUCUGUGUUUAUUGAAGAUGUAUAUAGUAUCUAUGGUUUAAGAAAACCUAUUUAUAACACUUUUUACAUAUAUGUACAUAGUACUGUUUGCUUUUGUUUGUUGACCUGCCGCCAUGUUUAAAGCCUAAAGGAAGUGCCUAAGAAUUCUUAACUUGUAACAUUAUAAUUAGGGUGCCGAAUUUUUCUUUCUCUUGCUGUGGAAGCGAAUGGAUCCCUCCUCCAAAGCUUUCCACUUCAAAUCCCAAACCAAAUGCAAACCCAGAACCACAGGUUGGGUCCCCAGAAUAGUUAUAGUGUGCCUAUUAUGCACUGAUAUUAGCCAAAUAAUAGAUAGAAAUGUUGUGUAGGAAGGGGAAGAUCAUCUACCAGAAUGUAAAGUUGAUAACCAAGGUAUGGGUGGGUGAACUGAGUGCCUGGAUCUUUUGGGAUCAGGAUGUGGUGGGGUACGUGAAGUGUCUUCCCACCUACUCAUUCUGAAACUGUGUAAUUAGGCUGCUCACCUCCCUAUGCCGUCCCCAUUGAUUGCCCUCUAAGUUGCUUUGAAGGGAAGGGUACAACUGUCAUCAUUUGACAACCCUCAGUCUAUCUCAGAGGGGAAUAUUUGCAGUUAGAGCUCAACUUCUUCAGGCUGAGCAAACUAAUCCAGUGCCUUUCUGCAUGUUUUUAUGAUGGCAAGGCAUCCACUGAAGCUAUAUUAGAAGACAGGAGCAUCCCAGUGGGAUGAGAAAUAAAAAUAAUGCAUGACCAGUUGAUUCCUAUAAGUAGGUUAAAGCUUAUACUCCAGCCCUGCCUGAUGGAGGUGGCCCAAGGAGACCAUGAUCUUCAUAAAAGGGGUUUCCUCCCUUUCCUUAGGAAUAGGCUAAAGUGGUGAAGAAUGAAUGAACGUUUCAAAGCUCCAGACCUUCUAAGCUCUCCCUUCCCUCCCUCUCCUCCUGAAUUCCUCUAGGAAAUUGAAUACCAAAUCUGUGAAAUGGUGCUAUCUACUUACCAUUCCUUAUAUUGCUAAGCCAUUUAACCUUUACUCACUGGAAAUUCAGAUAACAAUUUUGAGAUAAAUCAUGGGAUAGGAAUGAUAAAUAAUUCUCUGUCAUAGAUACUGCCUAUAACUGCUUUUGUACUUAGAAAAGCUGCUAUCAUCAUCAUUAUUAUUACUCUUAUUUUUUUAAAUAAAGCAUUUAUAACCAAAGGCCCUCCCGCUUCAUGGACAAGAAGAGGGAAGUCAGCAAGCCUUCUAGCCCACCCCCACCCCGCCCACCCCUGGUAGGAAUCCUGUCCCCCACAAGGUCCUCUGUAAUCCUUUUCUGUGCUUCCCAAUGUGCGUCUGGCAAUGAAAUGUACUGGCAGCCGUAUGUAGAUGUGUCAGCGGUGCCUUCUGAUGCUAAGACUCCAGACAUUAUUAUACAAUUAUUUUUGCUUUGCUUUUCUGAUUUUAUACCAACUGUGUGGACUAAGAAGCAACAAAAUAAAAGAAUAACUCAAAUGCU
Messenger RNA from Pogona vitticeps (central bearded dragon), 2438 nucleotides. Lineage: Eukaryota; Metazoa; Chordata; Lepidosauria; Squamata; Agamidae. The record is from RefSeq and is a predicted model, not a curated record.